Molecule: messenger RNA, 3937 nt
Organism: Scomber scombrus (Atlantic mackerel)
Lineage: Eukaryota; Metazoa; Chordata; Actinopteri; Scombriformes; Scombridae
Gene: zbtb11
Product: zinc finger and BTB domain containing 11
Exons: 10
Coding region: 177-3716 (1179 amino acids)
Biological process (GO): regulation of transcription by RNA polymerase II
Cellular component (GO): nucleus
Molecular function (GO): protein binding; RNA polymerase II cis-regulatory region sequence-specific DNA binding; DNA-binding transcription factor activity, RNA polymerase II-specific
Source: RefSeq, a predicted model, not a curated record
CUGCAGUUCCACCUUAGUAAAACAAUUUGAAAUGUAGUUGCGGCGUCUCUAUUUCACGUUAUCUACUAGCUGAGAGCCGUAUAAAAAUUGAUAUCUUAAUUUUACACGUCCUAAGAGGGCCCUGCUCCUCAAGAUAUAUCCGUGAAUCAGCGUGAAAACCGCGGGUCCGCUCAGCCAUGUCGAGUGAAGAAAGCUACUUGGCCAUCAUACGCUAUCUGACGGAUGAACGGGAGCCGUACGCGCCGGGGACGCCCGGUAACACCAAGAGGAAAAUACGCAAAGCGGCGACCUGCUACGUUGUGAGAAACGGGACUUUGUUUUAUCAGCGCCGACUGAAAGGCCAGAAUGAUUUCACGGAGCUGGAGGUGGUGCUGCAGGACGGCCGGAGGAGGGAACUCAUCAACCAAGCGCACAUCACCGGAGGAGGGGAGCACCUCAACCAGCAGCUCACCUGGGAGUCCAUCUCUUACAAGUACUGGUGGAGAGGUAUCUUGAAAAAUGUAAAAGACCACAUCAGAGAGUGUGCUCAGUGUCAGGGCAGACGCAAUGCAGACGACGGUUCUGGAGCUCGACUGGUGUCCCGGCCGGGGAGACGCAGGGCGGCUGCCAACGCCAACGAUGAGGACGACGAGGAAGAGGAGGAAGAAGAAGGAGAUGACAAUAUAAUCUUCACUGAUGCUUCCUCUCAGCAGAGAUCCAAGUUGGCCAAGACGAUGGCCAAGCACGAGCUGGUCUUUGUGGACAGUAAAGGCGAGGUGAAUCAGUUCCUGCCCAAACACAGUCAGACCAUGUUGGAAAAACUCAACCAGCAGCGCCUCAACAAUCAGUUCUGUGACAUCACGCUGCUGAUUGAAGGGGAAGAGUACCGUGCUCACAAAGCUGUGCUGGCAGCGUGCAGCGAAUACUUUAAUGAGCUCUUUUUUGAAAAAGGUGCUGCAUCCACACAUGAGGCUGUGGUCGACCUCUCAGGUUUCACUAAAGCCAGCUUCCUGCCUCUGCUGGAUUUCGCGUACACGUCCAUGCUUACGUUUAACUUCUGCGUGAUGGCAGACAUCGCCAACCUCGCCCGCCACUUGCUGAUGACAGAGGUGCUGCAGAUCUGCGAGUCCGUGCACAAGCAGGUGGAGGAACAGAAGCUGACGGUCUAUCAAAGAGGAGAUAUCCACACUGUGGUGGCGAGCCAGCCCGCUUCGGAAGAGGGUUUAAAGGAAGAGUCCGGGGCCUACAUGAUGACCAUACAGAGUGACGGCGGGGCGAUUGUAACCAGCGAGCCCGUAGCUUUUGUCGCACCCACAAAAGAGGCGUACAUUGAGCAGCCAAUGACAGUGGUCACCCAGGCCGUGGAAUUAGAUGAAGGAAUGCAUGAUGGGGAGGCAGCACAGAAUGAUACUGUGACUCUGAUCACUCACAGUGGACAAGCGGAGUCAGGAGAGACAGUCACUCUUAUUUCAGGCAGUGCAGAAGGAAUGGAGGGGGAGACGAUGACUGUGGUCACCCACAGCGGACAGUCUGGAGCCAGCGAGUCCCUGGCUGUGGUUUCAGCCUGCUUGGCCAUGGAGGAGCCUCAGGUCGCUGAAGCAGGAGCCUUUGUUAUAAACGUAGAACCAGACAAAGUGAUCACCUCAGACGUUGCCAAACUAGAAUCUGUAGUCGUCUCUGUGGGGCUGCAGACAGAGGCGGCGCCGUCGCCUCCGCAGAAUGUAGAAUCAGCACCGGCACAGAGCACACCUACUCCCCCGAAACGGAAACGAGGGCGUCCAGCCAAGGUGAAAAAAGAGGUGGAGGAGUUCAUUCCACAGGAGGAGGAGGACCCCUCUGCCGAUGAAAGCCAUGAAGACAAGCAGGAGAUGAUGUCAGAUGGCCCCAACAGAAGACGCCUGCGGCAACGCUCUAUGGCUGAGGGGGGUUAUGCUCGUUUACAUAUGGGGCUGGAGGAGGAAGAGGAGGGAAAGAAAGGUUCAACCCCACCACGUGUUGCCACCCCGAAGGUGGGUCCGAGGCCAGGGAAGAGGGGCAGACCACCAAAGCAGCCAGUGGAGAAUCAGAUGGAGGAUCAGUCAGUGUCUGAGUGUGGAACAGAUCCAGAGGCCAGCGUGGUGGAGAGCGUGACGGUAGUUGAGCUCAGCACAGAGGAGACGGGGAUAAAGGCGGCUGAGCCAGAGACUGGAAGCAAGCAGGACCCGGCUCCAGCAGAGGGCGCUGCUGAAGGAGAGCACACAUGCUCUGAGUGCGGCAUGUCCUUCCAAAGACGCUACUCCCUCAUCAUGCACACGUUAAAACAUGAGAAAGCUCGUGGAUAUAAGUGCAGUUUGUGUAGUAAAGAGUUCCAGUACGCCGCCUCGCUCCGCGCCCACCUCGCCAGACACAAGCAGCAGAGCAGCCAGCGAGCCCCCGUCACCAAAGCCAUAGUAGAACAGAGCUCCGAGGGCAAAGCAGAUGGCGAGUUGGACGAGAAGACUUUAUCCCCGCACACUAAAAGAGAAUUCGUGUGCGACAUCUGUGGGAAGACUUUGCCAAAGCUCUACUCCCUGCGCAUCCACAUGCUGAAUCACACGGGCGUGCGGCCUCACUCCUGCAAAGUCUGCGGCAAGACUUUCGCCCACAAACACAGCCUGAAGAUGCACAGAGCGCUGCACGACGUCACCAAGCAGUUCCAGUGUGAGUACUGCAAGAAAUCCUUUGUGAGCAAGCGGAGCAUGGAGGAACACACCAGCCUCCAUACAGGUGAAUCAAAGUACCUCUGCAACACAUGUGGAGCAACUUUCCAUCGAGCGUCUGCUCUGAGCAAACAUCUGAAGAAGCACCAGCCCAAACCUGACGUGCGACCAUUUGCUUGUGCACACUGUGAUAAAAGGUUCUACGAAGCCAAAGAUCUCCAGCAGCACAUGAACAAGCACAUGGGCCUUAAACCCUUCCAGUGCCAGGUGUGUGGGAAGUGUUACAGCUGGAAGAAGGACUGGUACUCCCACGUCAAGUCGCACAGUGUGGCGGAGCCCUUUAAGUGUAAUGUGUGCGGGAAGGAGUUCUUUGAAAAGGCUCUUUUCAGGAGGCACGUCAAGAAAGCCACGCAUGGGAAGAAAGGCAGAGUAAAGCAGAACCUGGAGAGAGAGUGCGAGCACUGUGGGAGGAAGUUCACUCAGCUGCGAGAGUACAGACGCCACAUAAACAACCACCAGGGAGUGAAGCCAUUCGAAUGCCUAACGUGUGGCGUCGCCUGGGCCGACGCCCGCUCUCUGAAGCGCCACGUCCGCACGCACACGGGAGAGCGACCGUACGUGUGCCCCAUGUGCCAGGAGGCGCACAUCGACGCACGCACCCUACGCAAACACAUGGCCAAGUACCACGUGGACAAUCUGCCAGGGAAGAUCAUGCUGGAGAAGGACACCCUGCAGUUUCACAACCAGGGCACCCAGGUGGAGCACGCCGUCAGCAUCCUGGCAUCUGACCUGCCUCCGGAGCUCCGCCCCGCCCAGCAGCUGCCGUCGGAGGAGAUCGAGACGGUGCUGAUCACAGAGGAGACAGUGGAGGCCGUGCAGGCUGUUCAGGCCGUGACCGACGGCUCUAUGUCAACGCUGUCAGAUCAGGGCAUCAUGCAGGUGGUGAACUACGUCCUGGCACAGCAGGCGAUUACAGGGAACAAGCUGGAGGACGAGGACGCACCUGAGGAGAUUCAGACCAUGGAGGUGGAGGUCGCUCAUGUGGCCGAAGUGGAGUAACUCUCAGGCUCCUCACACAGACUGAUCUGAUUGUUUCCCCACAGUCUGUAAAAUGUAACAGAAUGUAAAAAGAUGCCUAUUUUUCUGAAAUUGUACAUAGUGUAAGUGAACCAUGAGUGAGUCCAUUCAGCUUUGAACUGUGUGUUCGAUUUGUUGUGUGUUUGUGCACACAGUCACAUGUUUUGUUGUGUAAAUAAGUAGAUAUACAGUAACAAUAUUAA